AUCUUUUUCUAUCUUAUUAUUUAAAAAAAACAGAAUAAAUUAACCUUCGGUUAGCAGUUAACCAACGUUUUAGCAGUCAUUCUCAGACACGAUGACCGGUUUAAAGGAAUUCGUAAUACAACCAUAUAUGCAUAUCUAUUCAUCAAAUGCAUUCCCAGAUAGCAAAAUGUCUGCAUUAUGUCAGCAUAACGCAUUUACGUCUGCUCAUAGACGUGUCGGCAUAUUUGCAACAAUUGAGUCGGUAUAUGAAGUGCACGUGAACAGCAUGGUUUGCCUGACACAUUGUGACACAACUUGCCGUCACAAGAUCGACAAGCCUUGCCGGAUUUAUGUAUGAUAGUAAUGAUCAUAUGAACAUAUAGAAAUAGUUGAAUAAAAGAACUAACUGCUUUGUUGCCUACUCAGUCAUUUGUUUCGUUUUGCGCCGAUACUUUCUGCGCGUCCCCCAUUAUCUUGGUGUGGCCAAUGAGACGAAUGUUGUAUAUGUGGUAGUGUGACAGUGUAAAAAGAUUUUACACAUCAAAGUAAUGAAGGAAUACCACGUGAUCGAAAUCGAAAAGAUCAAAGGUUCGACAGAGAGUGGACAUACUAGUCCCAUACAACACAGGUAGAUUCUGAGUAUAUACGCAGUAUCAUGAUGUAAUAAUACCAGGUGUAACAUUCCCGUGGAUGCGCACUCGUCCAAAGUAAUGGACGCUCUAUGACCAAUCAGGAGUUGGUCACAAAUGCUGAAAAGCAUCAUGGCUGCUAUCAGCUGUUGUUAGUUGUUAUUCUCGAGCUACAAAGCGUGAAAUAAACAGUUAGCAAAAUAAAGUGAAGCGAAGCGAAAUUUAUUGUGAAGAAUAGUGUAGUGUAGUGUAGUGUUGUGUUUUGUAGUGUUGUGUUGUGUAAAAUUGUUCUUGUAGAGUGAAGUGAAAUAGGAACUGACAGGACAGUAAAGACAUACAAAAAGAUAGUAAAAAGAUAUUGCAAAAAGACAAUAAAGAACAUUGUGAAAGGACAGUAAAAAGACACUAAAUUAUGCCGACGUGCUGCAUAAAAAAUUGUGCAAGCCGCACAGACCACAAAAGCACAAAAGGUUUGAAAUUCUUCAGAUUCCCCAAGGAGACUGACAUUCAUCAGCAAUGGCUAGAUGCUACUCAAGAAAAUAAUUCAAACAUAAAAAUUGAUUCUGCAUACGCAUGUAAUCUCCAUUUCGAAGUAGAAUGCUUUGAAUUGGAAUGGACAAAGCCGAGAUCAAAGAAUGUACCUGCCAAACAAAUACAGAGGCUGAAAAAAGGUUCUAUCCCUACAAAAUUAUUAACAUUAGAAAAAAACGGAAAGAUAUAUCUGAAGAUAAAACUAUAAUAAAAAGCACAAAUGAAAAGAAAUUGCAACAAACUGUGGAGCAAAAAUCUAAUACCAUUGCACAAAUGAUAGCAAAUCAACAAAAGGAAGCAGAAAACAUAGCUGUUGAUGUCUUGCGCAAAGUGUUCACGCCUGGACAAAUAAAAAAAUUAAUAUCACCCAAUGAUAUUCGAAUAAACUGGUCAUUCGAAGAUAUUACAUCUGCCAUCGCUUUGCAUUCAUUAAGCGCAAAGACUUAUCGAUAUUUGAGAGAAGUAAAAAAAAUGCCACUGCCAUGUGUGGCAACUUUACAAAAUUGGUGUGCAGUCUUUAAUGUUCCACCCGGCAUUCUACAAGAUGUCUUGAAAAUCAUGGAAAACAAAGGACAUGA
This is a messenger RNA of Vollenhovia emeryi, 1717 nucleotides long. RefSeq lists its product as uncharacterized. The transcript is spliced from 3 exons. Bases 1021 to 1347 code for a protein of 108 amino acids. Gene Ontology annotation, molecular function: sequence-specific DNA binding. The record is from RefSeq and is a predicted model, not a curated record. Lineage: Eukaryota; Metazoa; Arthropoda; Insecta; Hymenoptera; Formicidae.